Molecule: messenger RNA, 2107 nt
Organism: Anguilla anguilla (European eel)
Lineage: Eukaryota; Metazoa; Chordata; Actinopteri; Anguilliformes; Anguillidae
Exons: 7
Coding region: 462-1427 (321 amino acids)
Biological process (GO): negative regulation of Notch signaling pathway; positive regulation of neuron differentiation
Cellular component (GO): nucleus
Molecular function (GO): transcription corepressor activity; DNA binding
Source: RefSeq, a predicted model, not a curated record
CGCGCACAAUAGCGAUUGCUUAAUGCACAAUUGCGCUAUAAAAUAUUUCAUAUAAACAAUAAAACAGAACUUCUUUAGAUAGUGCCACAAUGAUCAGUCUGUUUUACGGCCUCCUUUCCCCCCUCCCUUAAGUAAACCACAGAUUUUGCUGGUAUACUAACUGGGUUCGGUACAAGCUUGUGCCACGUUACGCUACGGUGCAUUUUGUUCAAAAUCCGUUCUCUGUAAUUUCUCGGUAUGGGGACUGCUGAAGAGCCGUCUUUACAUGGAGCGCUGAACUGUUCUAAGUAGGACAACCGAGACCAAUAUAGUUUUCUCCUCUUCUUUGAAACGUAUUCGCGAUUCUCCCUGUAGCACAGAAGAAGCAGAAAAGGUCAGCAGACUUUGUAUGGGAGCUUAAGCGUGCAAUAUGCUGAAGAAGCAGCCCGUUUACUGCGCGCAAAAGAAAUAAUGGGAGAGAAAUGAGAAGGAAAACAAAAGCGAAGCGAGUUCUCGAUCACGAAAAUGAUGAAGAAGAGGAAGAAGACCGAAACCAAGAUGAAAUCGACGUAAGAACAUUACACAGCAAGGUCUUAUGUCACGGGUUGCAGAAAAGAAGGAAACAAAUGUACCCUGCCAAAGAGAAAGCAGACGAAAAUUCAUCAUCCACUGCCGGCCUCCAGAAGUUGAAAAUGAGGGCAUUUGAGCUGGACAGUCCUAUGACAGAACAGUGUACUGACAGUGACUCCACUCCCGAGGAAUCAGACUACCUGCAGUCACGCUCAAAGGCAGAGCUAAUCGCUAUGGUGCUGUGCAUGCAAAGGGAAAUGGAGGGUUUGAAGGAGCAAAUUCGGUGCCUUACAGCAUGUGGGAAGCUGGCCAGAAACUUAGAAACCCUGAUUGAAAGGACUCAGGUGUGGUCCAGUGGCAACAGCAAGACUCCAUCUCCCAGCAUGCCUGGUGUACCAGUGGAAGGGGAUGCCCUGCUUCCUGGACUGCUGGCGUCCCCGGCUGUGUUGAAUGGGCAGUAUGCCAUGUCCCGGGAUCGCCAGCCUGAGCAGCAGGAGGAUUCCCAGAGGAAUGGCCUCUUCACUGAGUUCAUCACCCCAGAGCUGCUGGAGCGCUGUAACACUGGCACCACAGCCCAGAAGCUGACCAAUGACCUGCUGCGCGGGCUCUAUGAGAGGGAGUGCCUGGCCUCACACUCCAUCUCUGGCAUCGUCUACAACAAGAGGGGGCAACCCAAGCCUGCCCUACCUUCAGACGAAGUUCAGGCCAUCCUGAGAACGGUGCAGUACUUCUUCCCUGGCAAGACAGAUGCAGAGAUCAAGGGCUACAUCCGGCAGAAGCUGCAGAACGAGGCCAAGAGGCUGCGGAGGAAGCCACAGCUGUCGGUGAAGGUGGAGGCUCACGCAGAGCCCAUUGGGACUGAGGGCGUGUACACGUAGAACUGCUGACUCCACCUGCCCUUCGCUUUGUGCCCUGGAACAAGCCACACUCAUCCCCACCUCCUGGCCCCUUCCAAGGAGAUGGUUGGGGGAGUAAACAACACACCUGAUAAUGACAAAAUUUAAAUGUUUUGCUAACGAAAAUGGCGCCAGGUCUUUCCGAGUAGGAGUAUUGCAGUAUUACAUUUGACUCAACAUAGAAGGAAAGAUUUUCCAACCCCUGUUCAGACCUUUAAGGUUUUAGACUGGCUCUGAAAUUCUUAAGAGUAAAAGUUCUGUUUGACAGAUGGACAAAAAAUAUGACAUUUUAUUUUCGGAGCAUAACUCCAGCUUUUACUUGAUCAGGCCUAGUUUCAGCUCAGUUCAAUGUAGACAUGAGCUAUCACCUAGUCCUCUGGCUCAGCUAAGUGCAGCCAGCAAUAGAUAUACAUAUGAAACUGUUUGUUUGCAAAGAUUAGUUCCAUUUUUUAUUUUUCUAAAUAGAAGAUUAGAGUGUGUGUAAGAUGUGUGACCGUGCAAUAGCAACUCAGUGAUGUGAUCAUUACUUACACAAUUUUUGAUGUAUUUCAAAUUUGACAUUGUACUUUCAUGGUCCUUAUGAACUAAGCCUAGCUUUUGUUUCUUAGUUUUUGUAAACAAUAUCCUGAUCUUACAAAUUAAACAAUAUUUUGGUUUUCUCA